GGGGACAGAACAGAACGGGACAGAUCCAGGUUGGGCUGAGGUAACUACUGUGCAAGGACCCUCUGCACUCAGGAUUGUGCUGGAGCUGGGUAGCAGAGCACAUCCCGAGCACAGCAUUUUUCCUCUGAGAAACCCCACCAUGAUGAGCCCACAGCGUCCCCAGCCCCCAGCGCCGUACCCAGGCGAGGUGCAGGGGCACUGCACCCCCAUGCACACCCCCUUCAGCCUGGACAAUGGGAGGUCCCUGGAGCUGGACAGGUUUUACAAGCUGACCCAGCAGCAACGUGAGUUUUACCAGGACAAGACCGGGACACGUCACCCCAUUCCCUACUUCAUGCUGCCUGAGAAGGAGAAGGAGAAAUAUCCACACCCACUGGACCUCCCCCAACUCAGUGGGAAGACACGGUGGCACUUAGUGCGUGUGUCCCCAGAGAACCUGCACACCUACCAGACGUUCCCAUCGGGGAAGAGGGUCACCUCCCAGGAGAGAGAGGUCCGCGACAGCUUCUUUGAGUACAGGGCGUAAGCAGCAGCAUCCUUGGGUGGAAAGCUGGUUUUCCAUCUGGGGAAGGUGUGAUAGUUAAUAAAGCUGAGAUAAAGGAGA
This is a messenger RNA of Gallus gallus (chicken), 604 nucleotides long. RefSeq names its product C2orf70 homolog (gene CIMIP2C). Bases 140 to 526 code for a protein of 128 amino acids. The record is from RefSeq and is a predicted model, not a curated record. The transcript has 4 exons. Lineage: Eukaryota; Metazoa; Chordata; Aves; Galliformes; Phasianidae.